Messenger RNA from Notolabrus celidotus (New Zealand spotty), 6771 nucleotides. RefSeq names its product rho GTPase-activating protein 20-like. The transcript has 16 exons. The record is from RefSeq and is a predicted model, not a curated record. Gene Ontology annotation, molecular function: GTPase activator activity. Gene Ontology annotation, biological process: regulation of Rho protein signal transduction; signal transduction. NCBI's taxonomy places the organism in Eukaryota, Metazoa, Chordata, Actinopteri, Labriformes, Labridae. Bases 900 to 4373 code for a protein of 1157 amino acids.
CUGCCCGUCUGCCUUUCCUUCAAGGAUUGGUGUGUGCUUUUGUGGUGACUUCCUGGUGGUAACUGCACUCCACAUUUGUUGGGUCACUAGUGAGUUGCUUCUUCAGAUUCAUUCGGACAUCUUUGUAGCUGCAGAGUCUCCUCUUUUUCCCAGGCUCCUUAUUGUUGAGUUUAGUGUCAGGGUGGAGGAAGAGGCUUAGGGGGAUCCACUGUUGCCUCUCCAGCUUCUAUCAAGGUGACCUCUGAACUAUGGGACAGAAGUGAAGAGGAACUGAGGAAAACUUUUAUUCCAUGGAGGAAAACUUGCACACAUAUGAAGGAUUAAAGACAAACAUCAUCCUCCCUCCUUUUCCCACUCUGAGACUGUUAAGAGGACGCUGUAAGGCCCCUUACACCUCCUUCCCCUCCUCCUCUAUUUGCCCUCAGCCCCUCCCCUUGUUUGCCCCCUUCCACCUGACUGGCCAAUGGAACCAGACGGGCUUGUCUGGGCAGGGAAUGACUGGGGAGUGGAAGGGGGCUGGGAUGACCGACUGGACAGGACCAAACACCUUGCUGGCCAGCCAGACAGGCAGGAGCUGAGAGGCUGAGAGUUACAAUCUGACUUAAAGGACGUCUAACUUUGUGUUUGCUUGUGAAUGGACCAUUUUAUUCCUGGGUUAGAAGAGCUUUUCAUUUUGAUUCUUCUUAUCAAUGGAUCUUUAACAGCAGGUGUGGCGGAGGAGGGUUCUGAACCUGAGCCCUGAUAAGAAGACUAGAAGAAGAAGAAGAAGAAGAAGAAGAAGAGGAGAUACACAGGAGGGGUGGAAGACCCUGAAGUCAAAGGAGGCAGAGGAGGAGGAAAGUAAAGUGAACAGAUCUGUACACACAUCUGACGGACACACACAUCCACAGACCUGCAGCAUGCCCGCAGGAGGACAGAGGUUUUCAGACAUGGAGAUGUUAGUCGGGAUGGAGGACAAGCUGAUGGACAACGCCAGGGGCCGAGCAGGGAGCUGUGUGGAGUUUUACCACAUCAAAAAGAUGAAGACCUUGGCUCAGAGGCGGCAGUCAGCUCCCUCACUCGUCAUCAGCAAAGCACUUACCAGAUCCAGAAGCACGUCCAGGGAAAGCUGCCUGACGCCGGUCAGCCCAGAGUCAUGUCCACUGGUCCAGGCCUUCCUGGCCGAAUGUCCAGGCCGCAUAUUCCUGGGACACGCCCAAACGCAGCUAAAGACAGGCCUGCAGACCCAAGAGAGACACCUCUUCCUCUUCACCGACACACUGCUUGUCGCCAAAGCCAAGUCUCCAACUCAUUUCAAGGUGAAGUCCCAAGUCCGAGUAUGUGAAAUGUGGACGGCGAGCUGCAUGGAUGUAGUGUGUGAGGGAAGCACCAACGCAGAGAGGAGCUUCGUCAUGGGCUGGCCUACCUGCAACUAUGUGGCGAGCUUCAGCUCCGAGGAACACAAGGACAACUGGUUGACACUCAUAAAAAGUCGGAUAGUUGACGGCAAAGAGAAAGACGACCCGAAGACCAUUCCUCUGAAGAUCUUUGCAAAGGAUAUUGGAAACUGUGCAUAUGCCAAGACACUCGCGGUCAGCAACUCUGACAGCACCACUGAUGUCAUCCGCAUGGCUCUGCUGCAGUUUGGCAUCUCGGGCUGCGUUAAAGAUCACCGGUUGUGGAUAAGCUCGAGUAAGGACGACCCUCCGUACCCUCUCAUUGGCCACGAGUUUCCCUUCAGCAUCAAGAUGAGCCACAUUCGGGACGGUGGGAGCAACAGUGCUGGUGGAGGACUCGCAGGUGGACUAGGGAGGGAUCCAGCCAGUCCCACAGACUGUCCAGGGGUGCUGCUGCUGGACCAGUGUCUCCCCCCGGACACCCAGUGCCAGUUUAUCCUCAAACCGAACAAGGCCAUGCAUGGACAUGCUCCACUUAUAGAGCCCGGUCAGCAGAAGACCUUCAAGAGAAAGAGAUCUCUGAUCAACUGGCCUUUCUGGAAAGGCUCCAACACACAGCUGGACGGCCUGGCCCUGUCCCCGACCUCGCUCUCCCCCACUCAGGGACGGCUGUUCGGACGACCCCUGAGCUCCGUGUCUUCUCCGGAGCACGGCCUGCCCAAGCCUGUCAUGGACAUGCUGGUGUUCCUGUACCUGGAGGGCCCGUACACCAGGGGCGUCUUCAGGCGCUCAGCGGGGGCCAAAGCCUGCAGGGAGCUCCGGGACCGGCUGGACAGCGGGACCGAGGACCCAGAGAUCACACACCAGUCUGUGUUCGUUAUUGCCGCUGUCCUCAAGGACUUUCUGCGAAACAUCCCGGGCAGCAUCCUGAGCUCUGAUCUGUACGAGCAGUGGAUGGAUGUGAUGGAAGGAGACGGAGGGGACGAGAGGACGCAAGCUGUCCUGAGGCUGCUCCACCUCCUGCCUCCAGAGAACCUGAUUCUGCUGCGUCAUGUGGUCUCCGUGCUGCACUGUAUCCAAGGCAAUGCACACGACAACCAGAUGAAUGCCUUCAACCUGUCAGUGUGCAUCGCCCCCAGCAUGCUUUGGGCUCCAGCGCCGACUACCCCAGAGAUGGAGGGGGAGGGCACCAAGAAGGUGUGUGAGCUGGUCCGCUUCCUCAUCGAGAACUGCAGCAGCGUCCUGGGAGAAGACGUCACCUCGCUGUUCAGAAGCUUCAGCCAGAAGAGCAGCAGCAGCGACCACGGUUCAGAUGUGUCGUCCUUCCAGAUGAACGACUCGUCCUACGACAGUCUCGAGAACGAGCUGAACGACGACCCCGAGUCUCCCUACCAGGAGCAGCUGCCGCUCCGAGACAAAGACAAGCCGGACAGCCGCAGCCGGGACUCCGUCAUCACCCUCAGCGACUGUGACCCCGAUCCAGACCCUGACUCUGAACUCCUCCUGCAGCUCCCCCCGCUGUCCAGACCCAGGAGGUUCAGCCCUGCUGUCCGACAGCCCCGCACCCGCCAGGCUAAUGGACAAUCGCAGGGUCCCAGGAGGCUGAGGAGGAGCUCAGAGCCCGCUUUGGCUGUUGCAAACAACGGACCAGCGGGAACAGUGACAGUCCACAUAGAUACCGACCACGUCCCCUUGAGGAAGGCGAGUUAUGAUGCUGCCAUGGACGGGGAAGGGGAGGAAGAUGAGGUGUUUCUGGAGCAGGGGCUCAAGGGGCUGCAGCUUAAAGAGGAGGCAGUGGAUAAAGUUGAGAAGGCAGGAGUCAAAGUCCAGAAUGGUGGGCGGAGAAAGUCAAAGCAUGCUCCACCACCUCCUUUGCGUCUGGAUGCUAGCUGUUCCAGCCUGUCGUCCCCAGCGACGUCACCCACAGGCUCCUCCCUCAGCUCCUUAGACUCCGCCUUCUCUCAGUACUCCACUGACUACACCACCAAUGGAGUGAUCUCAGUGGUUGAGCCUGCUCCUCUUUCCCCUCUCUUUCCUGGGAGGCCCCAGGUGUCACCAAGGGGCUCGCCUCCUCAGAGGGAGGGCCCGCUUCAUUUCCUGCAGCCCAGCCCCCCCUCUCGGACCGGCCAGAACCCCCAGAACUCUCAUGGCCUCCACCCCAACACGUGGCUCAAGAAAGACCGCCACUUGUCACUUAGGCAGACUGAAAAUGGACACACAGAGGAGGACUUGCCUGUGGUUAAUGGUAAAGUCCAUCCAACCACUAACGGCUUCUCCACGAGCACCCAGGGCGCCAUGACCACGAGUCAACGCAGAUCUAGCAGCCCUCCGUCCUACCAGCAGGCUCUGCUGCAGCUGCAGCGCACUCGCUCACCUUUCUACAGGGGGACUGAGAAACCUCUGACGGUCAGAGAGCUGAGACAGCUCCACGACCAGACCUGCACCUACAGACCCUCCAACAACCCCGCACCUCAAACAGGAAGUGAGGUCACUCAGAGGGUGGUGAAAAACGAUUGCCUGCAGCCCCCACAGGGUGUUUUCUUUGGACAGAGCGCCACCACCCUGGUCCUCCAGAGGCAGAAGUCCCACUCUCUGACUCCCUCCACGGAGGGACAGAAAGGGAGGAAGACACUCCCCCUCCCCCGCCGAGCCUCUGAACCUACCAAGGUUGGAGCGAACUCUCAUCCCUCCUCCAGCCUCACCCUGGACAGACCGCGCUCCUCUAAAGGUCAGACCCAAAACGGCGGCCUGAGGGUAUCAGAGGUGGAGCCAAACCACGCAGAGCCACACUUCUGCCUGUCUCCCUCCGCAACCCGGGCUGUGCAGGACUAUUUUUCCUCCCAGGGUCAGGAGGAUGCAGACGUCUGCUUGAGGAGGAGUCAGGAGGUGGCGCUUGCGAUCAUGCAGGGGAAGAAGGAGUGGCAGAGCAGGAGGUGCAGUGACCCUCGGGUGGAUGAGUUUGAACAGCUGUUUUUCGCAGAGGAGUCCUACGUGUAAAUACGAACUUUGUACAGACAAACUGUUUAUAAGAGACUCACUUUUUAAUCUAAUGUGUGUACAGACGUCUCCAAUGUUGAUGUGAUAAUAAUCAGCCAAAUACAGCUUUGUUUUUCUGAACAGGAAUCAUCCCAACACAAGUAGCUGUUGCAGUUUAUUCUAAUGGUACAUCCAAGGUGUUAGACUUUAAAGGUACAGGUUCACUGUUUGUGUUCACUGUGUUUGCCAGGGGAAGGAAUAAUCUCAAACCUUUUAGAAGAUUUAAAAGCAUCUCUUGUAUUUUCUGGUGAAGAUGCAUUAUUGCCCUGCAGUUAAGACCCUUGCAAAAUAUUAAAUGAUGCCAGGUUGACUAAAUUAAUACAACAAAGAUGUGCAUUUAAAUUGGACACAUGAGUCCCUAAUCCAUCUUUGACAUGUGCUGUCAAAACAGUCCAGCGUUGCAGCUCUUGUGCCAAAAACUUGCUCCUUUGAAAGUAUUUGUAUCUGGCAGCAUGUCCUUGAUUUGCUCUGGAAUGUGUCAUCGCUUCAGAGCAUUGAAAAGGAAAAAAUGAAAGAGAAGGAGUUGAAGAAAUGAAAAAGAAAGUCCUUUUCAACUCUUCAGAGGCUUCUCAUGGUCACUUUUUAAAAGCAAAAUUGAAAUCUGAACAUUUUUUGUACAUGAUAAUACUUUCCUUUCACCAAGGUCACAGAGUCGGCACAAGUGCUUGCUAACGCUGCUCCCUUCAGCCGUAAUGACAACAACAUGGCGGUGUUAUUGCCAUGACUUCAUACUAAUACAAUGAAGAUGCUUUUUACCCCGCUGUCAACAACACCUGCGAUGUUCUCUGGUGUGCCAAAGGCGUGAAGUUGCAGGACAGAUGCCCCUGCUGUACAUACUCGUAACAUGUUGGACUAUUUUAACAGCAUUUAUAUAUCUUUAUUGACCAAUUACUGUCUGUAAAGUGAGACAUGUUUCGUCCUGAGAGAGUCAUGUGUUUGUGUGUCUGAUGUGGUGAUACAACAGGGCUGGUAUUUAUUCGUAUUGAGCAGAGUCUCCGGACACACAGCACGCAGUGUUGUCGUGCCGCUCUGGUUUAUAUCUGUGUGACGUGGGAAGGAGGGGAGGGGGGGGAGGGAGAUGGAGAUGGACUGUGAGUGUGUGUUUGUGUGAAAGAGAGAAAGAAAGAAAUAUAAUUAUUGUGUCCUGAGCUGGAUUGUGAGAAAACAUGUGCCAUUGAGGGAGAGAUUUCCUUUAUUGCUGCGUUUAUAGCACUUCAUUACUCUCACAGAGAAACUCUCUCAGUCUUAAAAGAAUGACGAGGACACGGCCUGUUGUGUGUGUGUGAGUUCACUCCAGUUUCUAAGCAAUUGAAAAGCAGUUCACUUCACUGUAUUCAUCCUCAUUUCACCAUGUUCACAAAGCAGGCUUCUUCUAUAACAUCUCACAAAGAAAACUCUGACAUCUGUGUUCCAGGUUUCAAGUGGUAUGUAUGCAGAUGAUCUAAAAGACAUCAUGAUUUUGAAUAUGGUGAAUACAUAAUGCUUCAGUACAAUGCUGUGCAGAUUGAUUUAGGUGACACUUAAAGCUGCAGUUGGUAGGAUUGGGUUAAAAAAAACUGUACUUAUUUUGUACUGUGUUUGGCAAAAAAAGUCAUAACACUCAUCAACAGCCGUAUUUUGAGAUUAUGGCGAGAUCUCUGUAUUUUCCUCUGCCUCUGUAUCCAGCCAUCUAUAAACUCCAAUUGCUCCCGUCAGCUUUGACCAAUCAGAGCCACUCUCCUGAUUGCUCCUCCUACAUCACCCUGAUUGAGCGUGCACUACGAUCUGUUUGUGGGCGGGGCUUACAGGAGCAGAGAGCGAGGGAGAGGGAGAGGAGUGUAUUAGAAAUCUCUCCCUGAACUGGUGUUUAUUCCAGGACUACCAACAGCAGCUUUAACACUAAAUGAUCUAAUAUAAGUGCAUGAAAAAUUAUAAAUUACAUAAUGUCAGCAAAAUGUAACUUCCCCAAGUAUUGACUCAGUGUUAUUAUGAAACUACCGAUGAUCUCACACGCUGGAAUAAGGCUCCCGUCACGUCCAGUGUUGCCAUUAAAAUGGUCUCAAAGUACUUCCUCCUGUAUUAUUUUAAAUGUUUUCUCCAUCACAGUGAAUCGUGUUCAUCUUGUAUAGUUCUUCAUAUUUAUGAUACAGAAAUAUCUAAUUAUAUAUAUAAAUAUAUUACCUUGUAACUUUGGUAUGUCGUGUUGUGUGAGAAAAAAAUCAAAUGUGUAUUUUUGUACAUGCCAAUUCUGCUGCUGCUGUCUCUAUAGAAAGUAUAUUUGCUACGAAACGCAACAUUUGUAUAUUGUGUACAUCUGAUGUCCAAUGCUCACGAGAACAAAGUUUCAUUGAUUUUAAUAAAUGUUGCUCUUGUGAAACUA